This is a messenger RNA of Colletotrichum gloeosporioides, 951 nucleotides long. RefSeq lists its product as uncharacterized. Bases 1 to 951 code for a protein of 316 amino acids. Gene Ontology annotation, molecular function: hydrolase activity, hydrolyzing O-glycosyl compounds. NCBI's taxonomy places the organism in Eukaryota, Fungi, Ascomycota, Sordariomycetes, Glomerellales, Glomerellaceae. Gene Ontology annotation, biological process: carbohydrate metabolic process. The record is from RefSeq and is a predicted model, not a curated record. The transcript is spliced from 2 exons.
AUGGGCUGGAAAGAUCAUCUGAAACGCCUCAAGAAUGAGGUUGAGCAGCUGAUUGCGGAGCCGGGAUCGCAAAACUCUCAACAAUCUCAGGCCCCGCCCCCUCAACAGCAGCAGCAGCAACAAUAUGCGCCGCCACCGCAGCAGCAGCCAACGGGAGGCCAGCCUGGACAUAUCUACUGGCAGCCUCAGUUUAGACCUGAUGUGCCCGUGACUCAGGAUUGGGAUGCGAAGAUUGGCAAUGGACCGGACGGUUGGGGUAAUCAGGAGCUGCAGCACUACACUGCAGAGCAGCAGAAUGCCUUCCACACUCCGGAUGGGAAGCUCGUGCUCCGCGCCGUCGCCAACAACAGCUGCCCGAACCCCGAGCAGAAGUACACGUCUGCUCGCCUGGUUAGCAGACAGACGCUGGCGCGGGACCAGGGUGUCUUGACUGCGGUCAUUCUCUCACCAUGUGCUGAGGGUAUCUGGCCUGCUUUCUGGCUUCUUCCGCAGGAGCCGUUCGCAUGGCCCACGGAUGGCGAGGUUGAUAUCGCCGAGACCUGGAACGGCGACUGCGAGAACCACUCGUGUCUUCACUGGGGACAGCACCACGAGCCAGAUAAGCACCGUGUUCUUGGAACUAAGAUCCCGGAUAUGCAGUACCGACCCGUGAGGUACGACUUGGCUUGGCUGCAGCCUGGAGGGCACCCUGGGCAGGGCAGGAUGAUCUGGUACAUUGAUGGAAGACCUGUGAUGAAGGGCGAUAUCCCACCUGGAACGCGACCCAUGAGGGAUAUGACCAUCUUGUUGAAUGUGGCGAUGGGAGGAAAUGUGUGCGGUGGAAAGACGCCAAGAGAUGGAUACUAUGAUAUGGUCGUUCACCAGCUGUAUAUGGGAAGCGAACCGGAAUAUGGUGGAUGGCAGAGAUUUGAGAACGACUGGGCACACACGCAGUUGGGCAACACAUACUAG